Dentiscutata erythropus is the source of this 249-nucleotide messenger RNA. The record is from the annotation of a GenBank genome assembly. NCBI's taxonomy places the organism in Eukaryota, Fungi, Glomeromycota, Glomeromycetes, Diversisporales, Gigasporaceae.
AUGACUGAAAAAACCAAACAAGAAAAAGGUUUUUUUUCAAUUGUUCAUGCUGAAAAUAAAGUUGAAGAACCUGAAGAGUCAGUUCAGGAAGAUCCCGAAGAUCCAAAACCAGCGAUCGAAGAAGCUUGUGGUGAUACUACAGCUUGUGCACCCUUGAAACAUCACCUUGAAGAAUGUAAUAAUCGUGUUGAGGCUGGAGAGACAGAUGAAAAUUGUAAGAUAUUAAUUAUUCGCAUUCUCACCAAAUAG